CCAAAAUUAUUAAUGAAUGAUGGUGAUGCUUCGUUUCAAGAUGCAUUUUCACGAGAAAUGCAACAGUAUAAUGUUUCAAUACGUGUUGUUGACCUUUAUAGUUUUGAGAGCUUGGCUUUUAUUAAAGCACUUAAGAAAAGAAUAGCAAUAUUAACAUAUAAGGUCCAAUAUGCUAUAGAGAGACGAUUAACUGAUGGGAAGCGAUCAAGGAUAUUUAAGAGAAUCCUUAAGAAGUAUAUUGAUUAUCUGAAUAACACGGUUAGAUAUUUGUUAAAAGCAGGCGAGUUAGAAGAAGAUCAUAGAUAUAGAGCAACUGAUCCGUAUUGGAACUUGUACGUCUUCAAGAUUAAAAGAGUCGUUAUUGGAAGAAAUCCAUCACAACCAGUCUUAUAUUAUCUUGAGAAUAAACCUAUCGAAUCUACUGCUCAUCUGAUAAGACAAAAUCCCAAAAAACCCUUUAAAUAUGAGAAACUUCAAGACGUCCGAAAGUCCAUGUCUGAAACUGUGUCCACAGGACAGUUAGGAUAUGAACCGAUAUUAAAUAUCUUUUGGCCAGAAUUAACAAGAGAUAUGGUCAGCAUUAAUGCGAACAAAAAGUCCCAGACAUAA
This is a messenger RNA of Funneliformis geosporum, 609 nucleotides long. The record is from the annotation of a GenBank genome assembly. Lineage: Eukaryota; Fungi; Glomeromycota; Glomeromycetes; Glomerales; Glomeraceae.